Molecule: messenger RNA, 3406 nt
Organism: Culicoides brevitarsis
Lineage: Eukaryota; Metazoa; Arthropoda; Insecta; Diptera; Ceratopogonidae
Gene: Eps-15
Product: epidermal growth factor receptor substrate 15-like 1
Exons: 8
Coding region: 69-3134 (1021 amino acids)
Biological process (GO): endocytosis; endosomal transport
Cellular component (GO): plasma membrane; cytoplasm; clathrin coat of coated pit
Molecular function (GO): calcium ion binding; cadherin binding
Source: RefSeq, a predicted model, not a curated record
AAGCCAGUCACGAUUAGUAUGGAAGAAAAAUUUUUCAGUCAAAAAUAUUAGAGAAAAACGCUUGAAAAAUGGAUGAAUCAAGGUUAAAAGAGAUUGCUGGAGCACAUCAUGAAACCUUCGAAGGUUAUUUUAUCAUGGUCAACACAGAUAACACAGGCAUCAUCAAAGCACUCGAUGCCGCAAAAUUCUUGAUGAAGUCUGGAUUGAGCGAUGUCGUUCUCAGUCGCGUUUGGGAUUUGUCUGAUCCGAAUGGUAAUGGUUACUUGGACAAAACGGGAUUUUACACAGCAUUGAAGCUCGUCUCAUUGGCACAAUCUGGCGAACAAAUGAAAAUCACAAAUCUCAUGAUGACCCUCAACAAUCCGCCAAAGUGCGGCGAAAUCCCGCCAAAAGUCUUGGCGAGCAUCAAUCAAGUGCGUUGCAUUCCCGUUGGCAACGUCGAUUGGUCAAUUGCUGCUGCCGAUCGUUUCAAGUACGAGCAAAUGUUCGAGUCAAUGGGUCCCGAGAACGGAUUGAUUCCCGGCAACAAAGUUCGCAACAAAUUGAUGGAAUCCAAGUUGAAAAUUGACAUUUUGGGGCGCAUUUGGGACUUGGCUGAUCAAGAUAAGGACGGCAGUUUGGACAAAAAUGAGUUUGUUAUUGCUUGGCAUUUGGUAUGCGUGGCGCUCGGAAAACGUGUCGUGCCCGAAACAUUGCCGCCCGUUCUCAUGAAGCCCAAAGCGAGCACAGAUGAGUUUGUUGCCGUGUUUCCGGAUCGUAUUUCGCCCCCGCCCGCAGUUCCUCCAUUGCCAGCUGCCAUACAAAAGCCUGUACCGGGACGUCCUCCGGUUCCCAUGGCGACACCUGCUUCACUUAUCGACAUUGGAGGUCCUUUACUUUCGUCUGCAGCUCCUCCGAGCAACGAAUGGGUCGUCACUGUCAUGCAAAAACUCAAGUACGACGAAAUUUUCGAGAAAGCUGAUCUCGAUCACGAUGGUUUGGUUUCCGGCGGUGAAAUCAAAGACGUUUUCUUGAAAUCUGGCUUACCAACAAAAACUCUAGCCGAUAUUUGGGGUCUUUGUGACACAUCAGCAUGCGGCAAACUAACACGAGAACAAUUUGCGCUCGCCAUGUGGUUCGUCGAACGUAAGCAGAAGGAAAAUAUCGAUCCACCAAAGAAAUUGGAGCCAAAUAUGGUUCCGCCGAGCUUGCGUCCUAAGAUUGCGCCGCCGCCAGUUGUUGCUUCUGCAAUUCCUGCACCUUUGAUCUCGGGCUUGCCGCCAUCUACUGCGUUGCCCCUCAUUCCCGAUGAUCCGCCGCAACCCACUUACUCGAAUCCCGAGUUGCAAAUGAUCUCGGAAGACAUCCAAAAGUUGGCAAAGGAACGACGACAACUCGAACUGGAAGUUGCACAGAAGGAAGCCGACAUCAAAAUCAAGGGCGGCGAGGUGCGCAGCUUGGAAAGUGAAUUGACAACGUUGGCGGCAACAUUGAAGCAACUCGAAUACCAAAAAGGUGAAGCUCAAAAACGCUUGGAUGAUCUUCGUGCUCAAAAAGAAGAUUUUAUUUAUAACAUUGACACACGACGGAACGAAAUUUUUGAUUUGAAUGCCGAGGUCGAUAAAGUACGUGAGCAGUGCCAUAAACAAGAAGAGGUGCUCAAGGAGACCGAAACCGAAGUCGACGUUAAACGUGCCGAGUUGCAAAAGUUGAAGGAGGAAGAGCAACAGCUCCAAAAAGACUCUGACGAGAGUCAACGCAAGCUGGAACUCUUGACGAAAAUCUUGCAAGAGACUCAAUUGCAAAUCAGUCAAGUCAAAGCGAUGCUCACGCAGCUCGAGGAAACGAAACGUCAAAUGAGCGACUCUUUAGCUCUCUGCAAAGCCGCCAUCGAGCAAAAUGAUCCAAAUAGCGUUCCCGAUUACUCCUUGAACUUGGAGCCUGAAUUGCAUGACGCCAAGAAACUUCUCGAGGAUCGUCCGGAUCCCACAUUGUCGCCCGAAAAACCAGCAGCACCCGCUUCAACGGGCUUCAACAACGGAUUUCAGGCGAAAUUUGAUGAUUCGUGGAAUGAUCCGUUUGGCGCAACAGCAAAUGCCAUGUCAAAUGACGGAACAAAGUUUGAUGAUUCCUUUGGGGCAUCUUUCGACAAGCCUGCAGAUCCUUUCGCGGCGACGAACAAAGCAGAUCCAUUCGCUCCAAAGCAAGAUGCAUUCGGAAGUGAUCCGUUUGCGGCGUUACAUGCACCCAGAACUGCUGCUGAAGCUGCUUUAACACCGACUCCAACGCGUUCGGGACCUCCUGCACGCCCGGAAUCGCCAUCGCCUGCAUUACCGCCGAAAAAGGCAAAACCUAUGCGUCCUCCGCCUCCCAGACCAGCAACUGGUCCCUCACGCAGCAAAUCCCCAGCGUCAGAUGCCUUUGGAGAUAGUUUCAACAACAGUGGCUCUGGAUUUGCUAAUUUUGCUGACUUUGAUAACAAGCAAAUUCAAAUGUCUGUACCUACUCAACCGGAUUCCGCCUUUUCAAAAGCGCCUGAGGUCAAGGCUUCAGAUUUUGCUGAUGAUCCUUUCAAAAAUUAUCGUUACGAAGAUGUUUUUAAUAUUGAGGAUCCUUUCGCUGAUGAAAAACCUCCAACCACAACUAUCACCGCCUUCGAUGCAUUUGACAUGAAAAAUGACGCCGCCGACAAAAAUGCCAACACGCUCAACUCCCAAAGUGGCAGUUUAUUCGACUUUUUCGACGACAGUUUCUCCGAAAAGGUCAACACGCUCAACACAAAGAAGAAUAAUUUCACGGAUCCCUUUGGCGACAACAAAUUCGGCGGAAACACGAAUGGCAAUGGCAAUGCCAAGAACAAUAAUGGCACCGAAGCUGCUGCCUUUUUCGACGAGUUUAACGACAACUUUGGAGAUUUUAAGAUAACUGACACGAAUUUCGCUGCGACAAACACCAAAUCAAAAAAUACCAAAACGAUUGAUAAUAGCGUUAAGAAAGACUUUAAGAGUGGCUAUGCAAAGCCGAUCAUUAAGCCGCGCACGAGCAACAACAACAACAUCGAAGCAACGGGAAUUUCGAAGCAAGAUUUUUCGCAGGAAGACAAAUUCGAUGAAGUUUUGGCCGCGGUCCUGGAACGCAGCAAAAUCGAACAAUAAAGAGAGAUGAAGAAGUAUUAUGAAGGGAGAGAGCUGUGACUCGCGGUCAAACAUUCAUUCCGAUAGUGUUAAGUUACAUGUUUAUUACUUACAAAUUCCUUCUUGAAUUAGUGUUAUUAGAGUUUAGGUUUCGUUAGUUGUUUAAAUGACGAGAUAUGUUACCGCGUUUAUCCUUCUUUUUUUUUGUUACUGAGCAAAUUCUGAGUAAUCACAAACAAAAUGUAUUAAGUAAAAUUAUUUUUUUUAUCUAAGACGAUAAAAUAUAUAUAUGC